Oryza sativa Japonica Group (Japanese rice) is the source of this 1968-nucleotide messenger RNA. NCBI's taxonomy places the organism in Eukaryota, Viridiplantae, Streptophyta, Magnoliopsida, Poales, Poaceae. The record is from RefSeq and is a predicted model, not a curated record.
AUGUUCCCAUCUCACCAGGGCAGCGGCCGGUGGUGGACUAAGGAGCAACAGCCGGCGGUAGACGGUGAGGAGCGGCAGGUUGGCAGCCGAUGGGGAGGACGACACGAACGACGAGCGGCGACGGCAUCUUGGUGAUGCGCUGCACGAUCCCGUAGUACAUGUGGUAGGUGUUGUUGGGGUUCACCACCAUCCCAGGGAGGAACAGCAGUAGCUCCGGUGUCCUCGGCCUCUCCAACGUCACGAUUCUGCCGCUGGCCUAGCUCUGCAUCGAUCUGUCCGUGCGGGAUCAGAGGAGGAGCUAAUAAGCUAGGUAGGUAGGUGAAGAAGAAUGGUGAAGAUCUGCUGCAUCGGGGCGGGGUACGUGGGCGGCCCGACGAUGGCGGUGAUCGCGCUCAAGUGCCCCGACGUGGAGGUGGUGGUGGUGGACAUCUCGGCGCCGCGGAUCGAGGGGUGGAACAGCGAGCGCCUCCCCAUCUACGAGCCCGGCCUGGACGAUGUCGUCAGGCAGUGCCGCGGCCGCAACCUCUUCUUCAGCACCGACGUCGAGCGCCACGUCGCCGACGCCGGCAUCGUCUUCGUCUCCGUCAACACCCCCACCAAGACCCGCGGCCUCGGCGCCGGGAAGGCCGCCGACCUCACCUACUGGGAGAGCGCCGCCCGCAUCAUCGCCGACGUCUCCCGCUCCGACAAGAUCGUCGUCGAGAAGUCCACCGUCCCCGUCAAGACCGCCGAGGCCAUCGAGAAGAUCCUCGCCCACAACAGCAAGGGCGGCAACAUCAGGUACCAGAUCCUCUCCAACCCGGAGUUCCUCGCCGAGGGCACCGCCAUCCAGGACCUCUUCUCCCCGGACCGCGUCCUCAUCGGCGGCCGCGAGACGCCCGAGGGCCGCGCCGCCGUCGCCGCCCUCAAGUCCAUCUACGCCCGCUGGGUCCCCGACGACCGCAUCAUCACCACCAACCUCUGGUCCGCCGAGCUGUCCAAGCUCGCCGCCAACGCCUUCCUGGCGCAGCGCAUCUCCUCCGUCAACGCCAUCUCCGCGCUGUGCGAGGCCACCGGCGCCGACGUCACGGAGGUGGCCAACUCCAUCGGCAAAGACUCGCGGAUCGGGCCGAGGUUCCUCUCCGCGAGCGUCGGCUUCGGCGGCUCCUGCUUCCAGAAGGACAUCCUCAACCUGGUGUACAUCUGCGAGUGCUACGGCUUGCCGGAGGUGGCCAACUACUGGCACCAGGUGAUCCGGAUCAACGACUACCAGAAGAGCCGCUUCGUGAACCGGGUGGUGUCCUCCAUGUUCAACACGGUGGCCGGCAAGAAGGUGGCCGUGCUGGGCUUCGCGUUCAAGAAGGACACCGGCGACACGAGGGAGACGCCGGCGAUCGACGUCUGCAAGGGGCUCGUCGGCGACAAGGCGGUGGUCAGCAUCUACGACCCGCAGGUGACGGAGGAGCAGGUGCAGCGCGACCUAGUGAUGAACAAGUUCGACUGGGACCACCCGCGCCACCUGCAGCCGAUGAGCCCGUCGUCGGCGAAGCACGUCGCCGUGUCGUGGGACGCCUACGAGGCGGCGCGCGGCGCGCACGCCGUCUGCAUCCUCACCGAGUGGGACGAGUUCCGCCGGCUCGACUACCAGCGGAUGUACGACGCCAUGCACAAGCCGGCCUUCCUCUUCGACGGCCGCAACGUCGUCGACCCGGACAAGCUCCGCCGCAUCGGCUUCGUCGUCUACUCCAUCGGCAAGCCGCUCGACCACUGGCUCAGGGACAUGCCCGCCGUCGCCUGAUCUUUUUUUUUUCUUUUCUUUUCUUCAGUUCAGAUUUCUCAGGGACAUGCAUAGAAGUAGCACCGUUACAGAUUUUCGGUUUUUUUUUACGUUAGAUUUAUAUGUGAUAUCCAUUGCACAUUCAACCUUCUAGCGUCUUCCGUAAUUUGUAAUAAGUUUUUGCUCUAGUUUACUCUAUCCGUUUUCUAAAA